Messenger RNA from Meriones unguiculatus (Mongolian gerbil), 2252 nucleotides. It is a transcript of the gene Elf5, whose product is annotated as E74 like ETS transcription factor 5. The transcript is spliced from 7 exons. Gene Ontology annotation, molecular function: sequence-specific DNA binding; DNA-binding transcription factor activity, RNA polymerase II-specific. The record is from RefSeq and is a predicted model, not a curated record. Gene Ontology annotation, cellular component: nucleus. Gene Ontology annotation, biological process: regulation of transcription by RNA polymerase II; cell differentiation. Bases 105 to 923 code for a protein of 272 amino acids. NCBI's taxonomy places the organism in Eukaryota, Metazoa, Chordata, Mammalia, Rodentia, Muridae.
ACCCGGAGGAGGUGCCACCUGCCUGGAAGCAGUCAUGCAGUGUCCUUCUAACUGAGGAGGAGGGGCCCGUGCCCAUCCAGCCAGGGCCUUCAGAGGACAAGGAGAUGACAUCAGAGUACCUGAGUCCAGUCCAGCCUGGCGGGACAAAUGAACUGAGGGUGAUGUUGGACUCCGUAACCCAUAGCACCUUCCUGCCCAACCCAUCUUUCUGCGACCCCCUGAUGUCUUGGACCGAUUUGUUCAGCAAUGAAGAAUAUUACCCUGCCUUUGAGCAUCAGACAGCCUGUGACUCCUACUGGACAUCAGUACACCCCGAAUACUGGACCAAGCGCCAUGUCUGGGAAUGGCUCCAGUUCUGCUGUGAUCAGUACAAGCUUGACGCCAACUGCAUCUCCUUCUGUCGCUUCAACAUCAGCGGCCUGCAGCUGUGCAGCAUGACGCAGGAGGAGUUCAUCGAGGCAGCGGGCAUCUGCGGGGAGUACCUGUACUUCAUCCUUCAGAACAUUCGCUCUCAAGGUUACUCCUUUUUCAAUGAUGCUGAAGAGACCAAGACCACCAUCAAAGACUAUGCUGACUCCAGUUGCUUGAAAACAAGUGGCAUCAAGAGUCAAGACUGUCACAGCCGAACAAGCCUCCAAAGCUCUCACCUGUGGGAAUUUGUCAGAGAUUUGCUUCUGUCUCCUGAAGAAAACUGUGGCAUCCUGGAAUGGGAAGACAGGGAGCAGGGCAUUUUCCGAGUGGUUAAAUCAGAAGCCCUGGCAAAGAUGUGGGGACAACGGAAGAAGAACGACAGGAUGACAUAUGAAAAGUUGAGCAGAGCCCUGAGAUAUUACUAUAAAACGGGCAUUUUGGAGCGAGUUGACCGGAGGUUAGUGUACAAGUUUGGAAAGAAUGCACACGGGUGGCAGGAAGAUAAACUAUGAUCUAUGCUGGACACCAAGCUCAUUUGAUGGAUUUCUGCUGUCUCAAACAACCAGAUCAAACCAGACAUUUGAAAGUCUUCUUCUUCCUCUUCUUCUUCUUCUUCUUCUUCUUCUUCUUCUUCUUCUUCUUCUUCUUCUUCUUCUUCUUCUUCUUCUUCUUCUUCUUCCUCCUGCCCCUCCUCCCCUUUCUCCUCUUCAAAACCUGCAAACACGCUGAUAAAAUUUCUGCACGUCUCAGCUUACACUUGGAUUCAGUUGUUGUCUAUUGGGGUGAUGACAGAAACCCUUAAGCUAUCGUCUUGAUCCCAAGGGGGAGGAAGGGAUGGUCUUUCGUGGCAGCGUGGUGAGACCUUGUUUCCCUAAUGAAGUGUUUGGAGCCAAAGUAGGCCGUGUUAUGGGUGCUGUUUCAAAAAGGGGGGGGGGGGGCAUUGCACCAUUUAAGGACACAUGAUCCUUCCAUUCCAGAGGUUCUAAGUGGUCGACUGCAUCAGCUCGCCUGUGAUUAGUUUUUGGGAGAGGGUGAGCUGCAAGAGUUGCUUACUUUAAAUUUGAAAUUAUUACAGUUACAUUCUAUAGAAGAAUUUUUUAAUAAUAAUAAUAAAAAAAAAGUUAAACCACUAAGCUGGGAUCUAAUUGGAUGCAGCCUAAGUUAAUAAUAAGUUUUUUAGCAAGACCAUCAUUUUUGACCACUUAGCCACAGCCGCUUGAUCCACGGCCAAUCCUUCUGAGCUCACAGACUUGUAAUUAGUCACAUCGGGAAUUGCUGCUGAGAUCACUGACCCCUUCUCCUCCCCUAAUGGCUAGCGUCAGAUCUGCAGCGAUCUAGUCAACAGAUAUGUGCAUUCAUUUCCAAAUCACUGCUGUUUCUAUGAUUCAAACUGUCAACGCGAUCCAAUCAGAAGUCAUUGAUUCUUUCGGGCUAAGACGUUAAACCUUACAGAGCGGAGAAAUGUCCUAACAAACCCGGGACAGCGGAAUACAUCAUCAGCCUCUUCUCUUUUCUUGCCUGAUGAGUUCUCCAGCUCUGCAGCAUAUACUCUUGACAAAAAUGACAACAUUAAAUUUACAGCAGUCAAUGUUAACGGGUUAAAGUCUGCACUGACAUUUCCUCGUCUGCCAUUGGCAUGCAAGGCGUUAAUGACCUGCAGCAUGGAGGGGAGCCCCGAGCCCUAACUUCCCCAGAGCUGGGGAUCAAGGGACGAGGCACUGAAUAGCAACGCAGGCUGAAGACCUCCGUGUUUAGAGUUUAACCUCAAAAGUAACUUGUUUUUGAGAAAAAAAAAAUGUGAAUUACUGUAAAAUAAUCUAUUUUUGGAUUCAUGUGUUUUC